Molecule: messenger RNA, 2542 nt
Organism: Cebus imitator (Panamanian white-faced capuchin)
Lineage: Eukaryota; Metazoa; Chordata; Mammalia; Primates; Cebidae
Gene: KCNJ9
Product: potassium inwardly rectifying channel subfamily J member 9
Exons: 4
Coding region: 481-1662 (393 amino acids)
Biological process (GO): potassium ion import across plasma membrane; regulation of monoatomic ion transmembrane transport
Cellular component (GO): plasma membrane
Molecular function (GO): G-protein activated inward rectifier potassium channel activity
Source: RefSeq, a predicted model, not a curated record
AGAGGAGCAGGGGAGCCUGGGAAGUAGGGAUGACACAGAUAGCAAGUCCUAGUCAGAGCUGCCGCUACAUUUAGGAGAAACAGCGGUGUCUGCGGCUCCCACCAUUCAAGGGGGCCCGUGGGGGGGGGGCGGUGUCAGGGGCAUGGACGCCACCCCCCAGGGGUUUCUGCUGCCGGCCACUCUCCUCUCCACGUGCUUUCUCUAGGGGGAGGAGGAGGGGCCCAGGAAAAGUGGUACUGCAAUCUUCUGCAAAGGGGUCAUUGCAUGCACAAGAAAUGAGGAGGAGUAGGUUGGAGGAACUGAAAUUCUUGGAGGGAAGAUGCAGAAAUCAAGUCAUUGAUCUUGGGAGAUCUUGGGAUAGAGCCCCUCCAGGACCCCCGACGCCGCCGAGGCGCCCCGCGACGCGCGGCGGGUGGCGGCUGCCCGGGUCCCGGGCGCCGCUCUCCAGGCGCCCGCCCCGCUCGCCCUGACGCGGCCGCCAUGGCGCAGGAGAACGCGGCCUUCUCGCCCGGGUCGGAGGAGCCGCCGCGGCGCCGCGGCCGCCAGCGCUACGUGGAGAAGGACGGCCGGUGCAACGUGCAGCAGGGCAACGUGCGCGAGACCUACCGCUACCUGACCGACCUGUUCACCACGCUGGUGGACCUGCAGUGGCGCCUCAGCCUGCUGUUCUUCGUGCUGGCCUACGCGCUCACCUGGCUCUUCUUCGGCGCCAUCUGGUGGCUGAUCGCCUACGGCCGCGGCGACCUGGAGCACCUGGAGGACACCGCGUGGACGCCGUGCGUCAACAACCUCAACGGCUUCGUGGCCGCCUUCCUCUUCUCCAUCGAGACGGAGACCACCAUCGGCUACGGGCACCGCGUCAUCACCGACCAGUGCCCCGAGGGCAUCGUGCUGCUGCUGCUGCAGGCCAUCCUGGGCUCCAUGGUGAACGCCUUCAUGGUGGGCUGCAUGUUCGUCAAGAUCUCGCAGCCCAACAAGCGCGCCGCCACGCUGGUCUUCUCCUCGCACGCCGUGGUGUCGCUGCGCGACGGGCGCCUCUGCCUCAUGUUCCGCGUGGGCGACCUGCGCUCCUCGCACAUCGUGGAGGCCUCCAUCCGCGCCAAGCUCAUCCGCUCGCGCCAGACGCUGGAGGGCGAGUUCAUCCCGCUGCACCAGACCGACCUCAGCGUGGGCUUCGACACGGGUGACGACCGCCUCUUCCUCGUCUCGCCGCUCGUCAUCAGCCACGAGAUCGACGCCGCCAGCCCCUUCUGGGAGGCGUCGCGCCGCGCUCUCGAGAGGGACGACUUCGAGAUCGUCGUCAUCCUCGAGGGCAUGGUGGAAGCCACGGGAAUGACAUGCCAAGCUCGGAGCUCCUACCUGGUAGACGAGGUGCUGUGGGGCCACCGCUUCACGUCAGUGCUGACCCUGGAGGACGGCUUCUAUGAGGUGGACUAUGCCAGCUUUCACGAGACCUUUGAGGUGCCCACACCUUCGUGCAGUGCUCGAGAGCUGGCAGAGGCUGCGGCCCGCCUUGAUGCCCAUCUCUACUGGUCCAUCCCCAGCCGCCUGGAUGAGAAGGUGGAGGAGGAAGGGGCAGGGGAGGGGGCAGGGGGGGAGGCUGGGGAUGACAAGGAGCAGAAUGGCUGCCUGCCACCCCCAGAGACUGAGUCCAAGGUGUGACCAGCUUCCUCUGAACCACUGUGGCAGCCCAGGGGCCAGACACAGGUACAUGGGGAACUGCAUCUCGAAGGUGGAGGAGAAGGAGGAGGUAGGCAAAGCCCCUGGAAAUGUGCUAAAGUUGGAAAGUCCCUGCCCCCCAGAACCUCAAGUCUAGGAUCUAGUAUGGAAGGGAGGGGUCCUGAUUUCAGGGAAAUGGAGGGUGGGGCCAGGUGAACUUACCAGUCUGUGUUUGACCUACACAUUUGUUCAUGAGUGGAUGGAUGGACAGAAGGAUGGACUUUUGGGGGUUGGAUGGGAAGAUGGUGGCGGAUAAAGACAGCUGAUAGAUACAUACAUGGACCAAUAGACAGUUGGUCCACUCAGGGCUGCCACUAACUCGUAGAACACCUCUGUGCAAAUUCUAAAAAGGCACCCUUUUCCUCCAGACAGAUACAGCCCCAAACCAGGGUGCAUGGCCUGGGGAGCAGAGAGUAGGAUGGAUUGCAGUCCCUGCUCACCUCUUCUGCCAGCCUCCCCACACAUGGCACAACUGUCUAACGACAUUGUAGGCCAAGCUAAAGCGAAGGAGAAAGGAGCUGGGCCAAGAUGGCCACAUGAGGAGGGUGCCCUCCCAGCUCCACCCUCACCAGGAUGAAGGGUUGCAAGGGGGCUCAGCAAGGCGUGAGUGACCUUAGUCCUCAAGUUCAGGGAAGCAGGCAGAGGGGUUAGAUGCCUGAGCUGGGGCCCUGGAGAAAGGCCUGGGAAAGAAAAACCAGGGGUGGCUAUAUUCUGACAGUGGAGUGAGAUCUUACAGGUAUCCCGCGUAGGCAGGAAGAGAGAGAGAGGUUCUGAGGAGGAAGGGCCAGGAGAGAGAUCUAGAAAGUGGGUUCACCAGAGCUGG